This is a messenger RNA of Chilo suppressalis (striped riceborer), 1255 nucleotides long. Lineage: Eukaryota; Metazoa; Arthropoda; Insecta; Lepidoptera; Crambidae. The record is from the annotation of a GenBank genome assembly.
CACUACCUACAAUAUGGAGCUGCUUACAAAUAAUGAAGUCGAAGAAGUAAUUAAACAACUUGGUUAUACAAAAUCAUUUAACUGGACACUGAGUGAAUUUUCUGAAACAUUAGUUGGCUAUCUGAGUGAACAUCUAACGUUAACAGUAGAAGUGUUAACUGCGAAAUUUAAAACAGAGCGAAUUAAGUUCUUUAUCAAAUGUUUACCCAGAUUUGACGAAUGGAAAACGAGAUACAUAAAAGAAUUAUCAUUUUUCCAAAAGGAGUAUGUCAUGUUAAAUGAUCUAUUCAGAAAAAUUGAACAAGGAACUUUUAAGUGGCGUCCAAGAUGUUUGCUUGUCAGAGAAGAUUUAUUUGUAUUUGAGGAUGUUACUGAAUUAGGAUACCAAAUGCCAAGUACCCGGAGUACGUUUGAAUUAAACCAACUGAAGGCUUGCGUAAUAUCAUUAGCUAAAUUUCAUGCCCAGUCGUACAUAUUUGAAGAAAAAAGAAGUAAAGAACUUAACAGACCUUAUAGGAUUUCAGAUGAAUACAGCGAAUAUCUAAAAGAUCCUGAAAGAUGCAGCAGUUGGAGGGAUGCAGGAAGAAACGCAGUAAUUGAUUAUUUAAAAGUUUAUUCAAAACAGAAAGAUAAUCCUAAAUUCAUCAGUAACAUAGAGUCAGUUAUAACUACGCUAUACGAUAUGGCUUUAUCUCUAAUGAAACCUAGUUCCAAGUAUAGGAACACGGUGGUACAUCGUGAUCUAUGGGCUAACAAUAUAUUUCUUAAGAAGGACUGUGAUGGAAACAUCAAUGCAAUGUUUGUUGACUUUCAAACGGUCAUAUAUUGCUCCCCAAUGUUGGAUUUAUCCUCGCUUCUCUAUUUUAACACAAACAGAGUUGAAAGAGCAAGUCAUACUGGUGCUUUAUUAGAUUUUUACUAUGAAAAAUUGUCUGAGGAAUUGUCAGCAGCACAUAUUAACGUUAGUACAAUAAUGGAUAGAAUGACCUUCAAUGAGUGUUAUAAAGACAGCGUUAUAUUUGCUAUAAUUCAAGCUUCGUUAAUUGUGCCUAUUGUGGUUAUACAGUCGAAAACGAGAGAUGAUAUAUUACGCGAACCAGACAGUUCACAUAGAUUUUACGAAGUAUCUCGGAGUAAAGAAUUUAUUGCAAUUGCGCUGCAAGAUGACUACUAUCGUUACCGUGUAACUGAUCUGUUUGAAGAGAUUGUUGAUCGGUAUAUCGUACAACCUGAUGAAUAAAAAUAAAUAAGUCAC